Molecule: messenger RNA, 1710 nt
Organism: Closterium sp. NIES-65
Lineage: Eukaryota; Viridiplantae; Streptophyta; Zygnematophyceae; Desmidiales; Closteriaceae
Source: the annotation of a GenBank genome assembly
AUGCAAUUGAAACCGUCGAUCUAUUCUGUGCUGAAUCCGACAUUCGCGUUCGGAAUCUUUGCAGCAUGGCUGCUCGUGUCCACUCAAGCGGCUUCGCGAAACCCCUUCCUAACGCUGUCGGCCGACUCCCACGCCGAAUUCGGCAAUCUACGGUCGGUAGACGCCAAGCCGCCGGCCGUGCACGAUCAGCCGUUGAUCGGCAUCCUGUCGCAGCCAGGAGACGGCGAUGGGGGACGAGCGCCGCGAGUUAACUCCAAGGAAGACCUUAACGUGUCGUACAUCGCUGCUUCGUACGUCAAGUGGGUGGAGAGCGCGGGAGCAAGGCCAGUUCCCAUCCUCUAUGACGACCCUGAUUGGCUGAUGGAGAAGGUGUGUGCGCUUGCUCUUCAUAAGGCGUGUGUGCUUGCUCUUCAUAAGGCGUGUGUGCUUGCUCUUCGUAAAGCCAUCAACGGGCUGAUACUCCCGGGCGGGGGGACGGAUCUGGUUCCUGGGCCCUUUUUCUCUGCUGUGGAAAAGCUGCUCAAGAUGGCCCUGGCAGCCAACGAUGCAGGAGACUACUUCCCCGUGCAGGGCACGUGCAUGGGCAUGGAAACACUCACAAUAUUCUUCAGCCAGGAUUUUGAUAUUCUCGAGACCAAGGCGUUCAAUGCAGAGGACAGCCCUGAAGCGCUAAAAUUCACCAGUGAAGAGGCCAAGAGGCGAGCCUACUUCAGCUGGAUGACUCCCGACCUGCUGGAUCGCAUUCAGAAAGAGAAGAUCACCAUGGAGAAUCACGAGUCUCCAGCCAAUCCUUGCAGCAAGGUCCCAUCUCAUCUCUCAUGCAGCAAGGUCCCAUCUCAUCUCUCAUGCAGCAAGGUCGCAUCUCAUCUCUCAUGCAGCAAGGUCGCAUCUCAUCUCUCAUCCAGCAAGGUCCCAUCUCAUCAAGGUCCCAUCUCAUCUCUCAUGCAGCAAGGUCGCAUCUCAUCUCUCAUGCAGCAAGGUCGCAUCUCAUCUCUCAUGCAGCAAGGUCCCAUCUCAUCUCUCAUGCAGCAAGGUCCCAUCUCAUCUCUCAUGCAGCAAGGUCCCAUCUCAUCUCUCAUGCAGCAAGGUCCCAUCUCUCAUUUCUGGCAUCUCUCUGUCGCUCCCCUCGUUAAUAACUGCCACUUCACCGAUUCAAUCACAUCUGUUCCGCUGUAUAACGCACAGGAUGGCACCACAGUGGGUCGCUUCCUCUCCAACAAGCGUCUCAAGGAGUUCUUCCACAUUCUAACAACCUCGGUCGAUAGAAACGGCACUGAAUACGUGACAACGAUAGAGGCGCGUGACUAUCCUAUCUAUGGCACGCAGUGGCAUCCAGAGCAUUUGAGUGGGGGCUUCCGCACAUUCCCCAUUCAACACAUGCAGUGGCUGCUUGCCAAGCCACCGCUGAUUUCCCCCCUUCCCCCUCUUCUUCACCCCCCUUGCUUGAAACAGAAAACAGCAUUUGAGUGGGGGCUUCCGCACAUUCCCCAUUCAGCACAUGCAGUGGCGGUCUGCCAAGCCACUGCUAACUUCUUUGUUAAUGAAGCCCGUCGCUCCACACAUCGGCCCGAGUCUGAUGAGGAAAUGGAUGAGAUGCUCAUUUACAACUAUGCUCCAAUAUUCUCUGGCAAGAAUGGAAGAGGGUUCUUUGAGCAGUCUUAUGUCUUCAGCAAGAACCAAGAAGUCGGUGCUCUCCAUAAAGUGAAGUAG